AGAAUAAAAGAGACAGGGAGAGGGGAGAACUUCUCAGAUUCUCUCCAGAGCACGAAGUGUUUCACUUGGUUGCUAAGAGCUGGUCUGAGAUAUCCGUUCAUCAUGAACACCUACAGCUUUAGGCAAUCCUCUUCUACCAUUGGUGGUGGAGGGUUUGGUGGUUCUUCCUCCUUCAGAACUCCAAGUAUCCAUGGGGGAUCUGGUGGCUAUGGCAUCUCUUUCUCUACUGCUAGGUUAGCCUCUUCAGGGCUUGGAGGAGGCCUAGGUAGUGGCUAUGGUGGUGGAAGUUUCAGCUUUGGGAGUGGCAGCUUUGGUGGAGCUGGUGGGGCUGGAGGGAACCUAACUGCCAGUGACGGCCUCCUUUCGGGAAAUGAAAAGAUGACGAUGCAGAAUUUGAAUGACCGCCUGGCAAACUACCUGGACAAAGUGCGUGCCCUGGAGGAGGCAAAUUCUGAGCUAGAGGUUAAAAUUCGAGAGUGGUACCAGAAGCAGGGACCAACUGCGACCCGUGAUUACAGCCCAUAUUACAAGACCAUUGAAGAUCUCCGGGAGAAGAUCCUGGAUGCAACAAUUGAAAAUAACAAAACGAUCCUGCAGAUUGAUAAUGCCAGGCUGGCUGCUGAUGACUUUAAAACCAAGUUUGAGACUGAGCAAGCCCUGCGCAUGAGUGUGGAAGCUGAUAUUAAUGGCUUACGCCGAGUGCUGGAUGAGCUGACCUUGUCUAGAACUGACCUGGAGAUGCAAACUGAAAGCUUGAAAGAAGAACUGGCUUACCUCAAGAAGAACCAUGAGGAGGAAAUGAGUGCUCUGUCUGGCCAACUUGGUGGCCAAGUGAGCGUGGAAGUUGAUUCUGCCCCAGGCAUUGACCUCACCAAGAUCCUGGGAGACAUGAGAGAUCAAUAUGAGCUUCUGGCUGAGAAGAACCGAAGGGAUGCAGAGGCAUGGUUUACAAGCAAGACUGAAGAAUUGACCAAAGAGGUGGCCAUCAAUUCUGAACAGCUGCAGACCAGUAAGACCGAAAUUACUGACUUGAGAAGGACCCUCCAAGGUUUGGAGAUAGAGCUGCAAUCCCAGCUUAGCAUGAAAUCUGCCCUGGAAGGCACCCUAGCAGACACAGAAGCUCGCUAUGGCGCCCAGCUCUGCCAAAUCCAAGGCCUGAUCAGCAACAUAGAAGCCCAGCUGGUUGAAGUCCGCAGUGACAUGGAGAGGCAGAACAACGAGUAUAAGAUGUUGAUGGACAUCAAAACCCAUCUGGAGCAAGAGAUUGGGACUUAUCGCCAGCUCUUGGAAGGCCAGGACUUCAGCUUUUCAGGUAAUGCCUCAGGAAUGUAUGACAUAGGUGGUAAGAAGCCUUGAAGAACCCCCUCUACGUUCUGCACAAAUACUCACUACACAGAUUUCGAUGGGUAGCUACCAUCAUCAAGAGAUGGAAAGUUGAUGUUUCACACAGCUGUAGUUCCUUAAGCACUUAUACUCGGUGGCUGGAGAUCAUGUAACAAUUUGACUUAGUUGUUCCUGUAUCUGCUUUUUUUUUGUGUUUGGGGGGUUUCUGGCUAAUAAAGUUCUUUCGGGUGUUGCAAAUUAUAAA
This is a messenger RNA of Ahaetulla prasina, 1588 nucleotides long. Its product is annotated as keratin, type I cytoskeletal 19-like. Gene Ontology annotation, molecular function: structural molecule activity. NCBI's taxonomy places the organism in Eukaryota, Metazoa, Chordata, Lepidosauria, Squamata, Colubridae. The transcript has 8 exons. Bases 103 to 1356 code for a protein of 417 amino acids. The record is from RefSeq and is a predicted model, not a curated record.